AUGGAGAAUCUAGAAUAUUUAGAAGAGAACAAUGAGAAUUCUAACUUCAGUGAUGAUAAAAAUGAGGAAGGUAAUGAAAAUUCGAAUAGCAGCUUUUCAGAUGACAAGAAUACUAAUUCUGGCACAAAUAUGCAUAAAACUUUAGUAACUAAAAAAAGUUUUCUACAAAAUGUAUUAGCACACUCAAAAAGUAACAGUAGUGAAGUAGAUAGUGAGCAAUUAGACCAUAUUAAAGAAAAAGAAAGCAAAUUAAAAGAUUUAAGCAGAAAUGAUAGUAUCUGCAAAAAUGUAGUAAAAAAAAAAAAUAGUAAUUUAAAAAAUUUAAGUGACAACAAUAAUAAUAUAUAUAAAGAGUUAAAAAUAAAAACAAAUGAGCUAAGCAGACAGGAUAAUAACACAAGUGAAGAAGAUAAAUUAUCAUUAACUAACAAUUUCCUAGACACAUAUAAUGAUAAAGAAAUAUGUAAUAAUAGUAAUAAUAACAAAAAUUACCUUAAAAAAGAUGAUAGCUCAAUUAAUUGGAGCACAAGUAAUAUAAAUACAGAUAGUAACUCUGAUUUUUCAAAGGUUGAAGUUAAGAUAUUAGAAAAUAAGAAGGAAGAAAUUGAAAGAAAGGGAAUAGGAGAAAAUUCUGAGAAUUUAUCAAAUACGAAAAAUAAAAAUGGACCUGAAUAUAACCAAAUUUUAAAUGACAUAAAACAAAAGAAACUAAAAGAGAUAAAUAUAGAUGAUAUUAUAGGUAAGGAAAAAAAUGAAAGUGCCCCUUUAAAAUCAAAACGUUCUAUAAGUUUUAUGAAAAAUGUAGAAGAUAAUAAUUUAAAAAAUAUAAAAAUAGAAAGGAAUAAAGAAAAUCCAUUAAUAAUGAACAAAUUUAAGAGAAAUAGUACUUACGAUAAUAAUGAAAAAAAGUUUAGCAACUUAAGAAAUAAUGCAAAUAGAUAUGCAAGUGCAAAUACUAGCUUUGUUGCAAAUGCAAGCACAAAUACGAAUAUGUUUUUUCAUUCACCAAGUGGAUCCUAUGGAAAUAUUAAACUCUCAGGUGGUAAUGUAAUGAUCAAAAAUGAAAGAAUUUUUGGUAUAAAUAAGAAUUUAAAGAAAGUAUUUGAGCAAUUUUUUUAUGAAAUAUGGAAGCAAAAUAUAAUAAUAAAUAAGGAAUUUUAUACAUCAAAUAAUAAGAAUGGAUUAAAUCCAUAUAAGAGUAAUUUUUCGGAGAGUUGUUUAAAUCAGUCCAAUGAAAAAGAGUUAGUAACACGAAUACCUUUAAAAUUUAAAGAUGAAACGUUAGAAACAUUGUAUGUGUUAAAUUUAAACAAUUGGAUAUCUUCGAGGAUGAUAAUAAUAGGAAUAAUUAUGUUAAUUUUAUGUUUUUUUAUAUGGUUUUUAUUUACCUGGUCCUUUAAAUCAAAUGCAUGGCAAAAAGACAGUUAUGUAGUUUUAUUGUUUCAUGCUUUAAUGGUUUUAAAUACUAUUAUAUUAAUAUUUUUUAUAAUUGUUGGAUCGUCUGAAUUAAGUAAAUAUGCAGAACUUAUGUCCUAUAUUUUGUUUGGUGUCAUGGUAAGUAUGUGGGGAUUGUGGAAUAUAGGUAUUAGUCUAACGUUGAAUGAAAACAUAACUUCAAAAGCAAUACCUUCUUUGUCAUCAGCAGCUGAAACUAUAUAUGCCCUUACCUUCUUUUGUGGAUUACUCCCUCUAGUAAUCAUGGAUGUGCUCAUUCCUUCCAGAACAAAAUAUAACUGGUUUAUCCACCUAAUAUUUAUAGUGCUAAAUUCGACUAGCAUAAUAUUAGUUUGCACCGCGAACCCUGCGUUUAUGCCUGCCGUAUAUGUGAUUUUUCGAGUUAUCGAAUACAUAAUGCUGUGUGUACUUCUGUAUAUGGGUUGUUAUACAUCAGAAUUGCAAAUUCGUUACGUUUUUUAUAACUUACUGAUAACUGGAUACAAAUUAGACAAAGUAGAAUCGGACAUGAACAAAAAUAACAAAAGUAAUAAAGAAAAAGUUUCAACAGCAAUUGAAGAUUUGAUUCUGAUGAUAAAAGAGUGCACAAAAGUCAUUUUAGAAAUAGAAAGUGAAAAUGAUGUAAAUUUUAAUGUGCUUAGUAAAACUUCUUACUGUACUAAUAUUUUAGAACAGUGCUUAUCAACAUUAACAAAAACAGACAAUCUUUAUAAUAUUGACUACGGUGCUUUCGAUAAACUUGAGAACAAGAAAUUUAUAGAAGCAUAUGUAAGUAAGACUAAGAGCAAUUAUUUAGCGGAUCAGAAUGAUCGUGUUGAUUUUAAAUUAAAUAAAUCCUUUUCGAAUAAUGAUUGUAUAUGUGUUGAUAAGGUAGAUAUAGACAAAAAAGAGAUUAAGAAAUUUUUAAAGGAAAUAGACAUUCCUCACGUAACAAAUAUGAUUCAACUAAUAGAUAACAAAAUUUUGUCUCAAUGGGACUUCAGUUGUUUGAGUUAUUUUGAAAAAUCAAAUUAUCCUUUUUUUGAUAUUAAUCUAUCGCUGAUGUUUACUAUUGAACACGAUAUUCCAAUUAAUUCAAUCAUCAAUUUUUUAUCCUUUGUUGAAAAACAGUACAACAAUGUGCCAUACCAUAAUACUAUACAUGCUACCAUGGUAACACAGAAAUUUUUUUGCUUGAGUAAGAAAUUAGGCAUUUAUGAUCACAUGGAAUAUAAAAUAAAAUUAGUUAUGUUCAUAUCAGGGAUUUGUCAUGAUAUAGGUCAUCCGGGUUAUAAUAAUUUGUUUUUUGUUAAUAGUCUACAUCCAUUAAGUAUUAUUUAUAAUGAUAUCAGUGUCUUGGAAAAUUAUCAUGCAUCUAUAACAUUUAAAAUUUUACAACUAAAUCAAUGCAACCUUUUAAAAUCAUUUUCGGAGAAGGACUUUCGCUUAAUACGAUUGUGUAUUAUUGAGUUAAUUCUGAGUACCGAUAUGAAGCAUCAUUUUGAGAUUAUUUCGAAAUUUAGAAUAAGAAGAGAGAACGAAGAUUUUGAUUAUAUAAAGAAUAACGACGAUUUAUUAGUGCUAAUCAAAAUGAUUAUAAAAAGCGCAGAUAUAUCUCAUGGAUCUGUUAAAUGGAAUGAACACUAUAAAUGGUGUCAGAGAGUACUGUGUGAAUUCUAUUCUCAAGGAGAUGAAGAGAUAAAAAAUAAAAUGCCUUUAUCACCUUUAUGCGAUAGAACAAAGCAUAAUGAAGUUUGUCAAUCUCAAAUUACCUUUUUAAAAUUUGUUGUUAUGCCUCUAUUUGAAGAAUUAACAUAUAUAAAUGACAAUAAAUUCAUAAGGAAUUUUUGUUUAAAAAGACUACACAGCAACUGCCUUAUGUGGGAUAAAUUUAUGAAAGAAGGUAAAGUAAUCAAAGUUUACGAUUCAUCUAAUGAGAACAAAAGAGAUAAAAUGAAAAAAAGAAUGGACAAAAGAAAAAAAAGUUAUAUCGAUUUGACGCUAUUUUUUAUAAAGAGUAUUUCUGAUUAA
Molecule: messenger RNA, 3465 nt
Organism: Plasmodium malariae
Lineage: Eukaryota; Apicomplexa; Aconoidasida; Haemosporida; Plasmodiidae
Product: 3',5'-cyclic nucleotide phosphodiesterase, putative
Exons: 9
Coding region: 1-3465 (1154 amino acids)
Biological process (GO): signal transduction
Molecular function (GO): 3',5'-cyclic-nucleotide phosphodiesterase activity
Source: RefSeq, a predicted model, not a curated record